AUGGGGAGUUUAGGAGUGAGGAAAGGUGCAUGGACUGCGGAAGAAGAUCUCUUGCUGAGGAGGUGCGUGGAGGCUUAUGGGGAAGGCCACUGGCAUCUUGUUCCUCGCAGAGCAGGGUUAAAUCGAUGCAGGAAAAGCUGUAGAUUGAGGUGGUUGAACUAUCUGAGGCCGAAUAUCAACAAAGGAAAGUUUGCGUUGGACGAAGUUGAUCUCAUCAUUAGGCUUCAUAAACUUUUAGGCAACAGAUGGUCCUUAAUUGCUCAAAGGUUGCCUGGAAGAACAGCAAACGAUGUAAAAAACUACUGGAACACUCGCCUUCACAAUAAGAGGGUUCCAUCACUUCCAUGUCAACAAGCAAAGGUGGAAGCCGCAGCCCAGCAAACUACAGAAGCCAUUAAUGUUAUAAAGCCUCGCCCAUGGAGCUUCACGAAGGACUUGUCAAAGUUGAGACCCAGAGUUGCAGAUGACCCAAUUCCUCCAUUAAUGAAAGACCACUGCAUUAACAUGAAACUCCUUCCAGCUUCCCCAGUGCCAGAACUGAAUAAUCAGACAGAGUGUUGGGAAACCCUGUUGUUUCCUCAAGAAGCUGAUGAAGCUUCCGCUGUACCAGAGCUGGAUUGUUCUUUAACAACUGGGUUUGCAGAGGAGAUUGGUGCAAGCCUCUGGGUUGAUGACAAUACCAUUGCACCACAGGGCAAGGGAUGGAGCAAUACUGCUGCUAGUGUGGAGGAAGAGCAGACUGUAGGUUGGAACGAGUAUGAUCUUCAGAAUCUCUUGAGCACAUAA
This is a messenger RNA of Malania oleifera, 786 nucleotides long. Its product is annotated as transcription factor MYB75-like. The transcript is spliced from 3 exons. The coding region runs from base 1 to 786 and encodes 261 amino acids. Lineage: Eukaryota; Viridiplantae; Streptophyta; Magnoliopsida; Santalales; Ximeniaceae. The record is from RefSeq and is a predicted model, not a curated record.